This is a messenger RNA of Eruca vesicaria subsp. sativa (arugula), 847 nucleotides long. Lineage: Eukaryota; Viridiplantae; Streptophyta; Magnoliopsida; Brassicales; Brassicaceae. The record is from the annotation of a GenBank genome assembly.
CAGACAGAGCACUCUCUCCGGCGAAAGAAAUGGCGAGUCUAGGGUUACGUCUCAAGGCGGCUGCAUCGACGUUGAGGAGCGGAGCAGCUUCUUUCCCAAGGCGUUGUUCUUGGGAGAUGGUGAAGAGAUCUCGCGGAUUCUGCUCUGAACCAGAGAACGACGUUCCAACUUCAGGAAUCGGAAGACCUCUCGCCAAGAUCCUCAAGGAGCUCAACAAAAAGGUUCCAGAUUCCGCCAUCAAGACACGUGUCGAAGAUGGGUUCGCCAUGAAAUACAUUCCUUGGCAUACUGUGAAUAGAAUAAUGAACCUGCAUGCUCCAGAAUGGUCUGGAGAAGUUCGAAGUGUCACUUACUCUCCUGAUGGUAAUACCGUCACUGUUGCUUAUCGUGUCACUCUCUACGGUACUGAUGCUGAGAUUUACAGGGAAUCAACAGGGACCACUUCUGUAAAUGACAAAGGCUAUGGUGAUGCUGUGCAAAAGGCUGAAGCAAUGGCGUUUCGCCGUGCCUGUGCAAGACUUGGAUUAGGGCUUCAUCUUUAUCACGAGGAUGCUCUGUAAUACCUCACGGUUUAACCUUGGGAACAAAAUACGUUUUGGGUGUUCUGUCUGCCUUGGUAGCAGUAGUCGGCAAAACGUAAGGAAGUCAAGUUUUGUAUCUAUUGAUGCCUUUUGGGUAUUGGAUAAUUGACCAUAUUUUGAAUUUUUAUGUUUAAAUCUUAAUACUCUUGUUCACUAGAUGUGUAAAGUUAAAUUCACGGGGUAAUAGGUUGAUUUUCCAGUACUGAGGCGAUUUAAAGUUUACAAAACACUUGCGCUACUUUAUUUUUGUGAUAAAAACAUUUUGG